Gastrolobium bilobum is the source of this 637-nucleotide messenger RNA. RefSeq names its product putative cell wall protein. The transcript has 2 exons. NCBI's taxonomy places the organism in Eukaryota, Viridiplantae, Streptophyta, Magnoliopsida, Fabales, Fabaceae. Bases 1 to 399 code for a protein of 132 amino acids. The record is from RefSeq and is a predicted model, not a curated record.
AUGGCUCACAGAGCUUCCUCUUUCCUUCCACUUGUUCUCAUCUCCACUAUCCUCCUUGUCACGGCAUGGCAAGGAGUUUCUGGACGCAGCAUUGCUAAGAACUCCAACACUGAGGACAAGAAAGAGCCUGAAUGGUUGUUCAAGUCUGAUGGUAGAGUGUAUAUUCCAGGCAUUGGAAGAGUAGGAUUUCCACCUAAAUAUCGGCUUACACCUCAAAAUCCAUUUACUGGUGGCAGUGGAGGAGCAGGAACAGGAAUAGGAACAGGAGCAGGAAUAGGAUCAUCACCACCAGGUCGCAAUUAUGUCCCAGGUGGCGAUGACACGUUUGUCCCAAAUCCUGGUUUUGAGGUUCCAAUUCCUGGAAGUGGGGGUAGAGUUCCAGGAGUAGUUCAUCCAUGACUUUACUCAUGCAUGAUUGUAAUAGCUAGACUUAGUUUGUAAGCCUAUUAUGCUUAAGAUCGACUUUUUCAGCUUUCUAGCCAUAAAUAAGUGUGCUCCAUGUACACACUUCUAUUCUGCUACUUGGUAUGGGCACUAUGGACUUCUAAGUCUUUCAGCUCUUUCCUUGUAGCAUUAUUUGAAGCCGAAUUAAGUAUUAUGUAAGUUUAAUUGUUCUUCUAAGUAGCUGCUGAUUGUG